Apis cerana (Asiatic honeybee) is the source of this 2966-nucleotide messenger RNA. RefSeq names its product integrator complex subunit 12. Lineage: Eukaryota; Metazoa; Arthropoda; Insecta; Hymenoptera; Apidae. The record is from RefSeq and is a predicted model, not a curated record.
AGAAACCAGAAGCCGAGCGCAACCGACGAUGUACGAAUUGCACCGAAUUCGACCGAUCAUCUACCCCCACUACAUCAUACAGGACCGUCAUCUCCCCACUCCCCGCACGGGAGAUCAGUCGCGUCACGCACGUAAUAGAGACAGGGAAUGGUUCCUCAGUGCUGCAAGCACGGUACCAGAAUCGAGUGGAAUCCAGCUGAGAAGCCGGGCCCGGUAGACGUCGAACGAGUAGGAUUAUUCGCCGUUGGAUCGGGAGCUGGAGCCAGGACACCGGGGUCGGGGCCGGGGCCGGGGAACAAUGUCGGAAACGACGAGGACGGUAUGCCGAGAUAUGCAGGAUAUCGCGCAGAACUGCGAUCCUUCGAGGUCGGAGCAGAGGCACGGUUAUAGAGAGAGCCGGUGUGCGCGAGAGUAAAGCUAGAUACAUAUCCUCCGGUUCCACUAUCCCCACUACUCGCGAUCCCCCACUUUCGCCCACCAAUACCCAUGUACCACGCUACGUCACCAACACAUCGACAUCGAGGCGCAAACCGAGAGAGAAUACGUCUAAGUGUAUUACCUCCGGGAGAGCGCACCGUUCCACCUAAAUAUGUAAUAAUAUCUACCGGAGAUACCGGCAUUCCUCGACCUCGAGAAGAAUUCGAUCAAAAUGUGUCGCGAUACUCUGCUGGUAUGCCAGGUGAGCUACGCGUUUCUCCCCGUCCCCUCUUGCCUCCUUUCCUUAGACGUUUACGCUUCCUACGUCUUCUUCAUCGAGUUUGCCCGAGUCAUCCCUCUCCCCCUCCACCCUUCCUCCCACUCGAGUUCUGUUCGAACGAGAUCGGAUGCGAGAUCGGCGUCUCGCGGUGUCUCGACUAUUUUCGAGGGUGGGAGUUUCGAGAGUUUUGUGAAUAUCGAGAGAUUUUAAGAGGAUUCGUUCUUUCAGAUAUUUUCGAUUGUAAUUUCGAUUAUUACGAUGAUCGAUUAUUUAUUCUUUGUUAAUUUCUAAAAUGGAGAGAGUGAGUGUUUGAGAAUUUCGUGAAAUUAAAAGAGGAUUUGAAAGUUGUGUGUGCAUGAAUAAACAAUUAUUAAAUUAAUAUUUUUUAUGUGGAAUCUUAAAAAUUAUUAGUUAGCAUAAAAAUAAUAUAUUUGGUUGAUUGGAUUAUGGUUUAUUUUUUCCAAACAAUAAAAAAUUUAAUAUAUUUAUACGAAAACUUUUGUAACUCCUAUAUUUUAUACAUAUUACAAUAGAAGAGAAUCGAAUGAAAUAGUAUGAGACUAAUUCGAUAUAGGAUAGCAAAGAAAUAGAAUCAAUUCUUCGAAAAAUAUAUCACACGUUUCUUAACACCCUGUAUAACUGCAGUAAACCGAUUGGCAGCUUGUCAGUUCUCUUGGAAAACAAUAGCGCAUCGAUGCAAUUUUAUCGAUGUUACAAUCGGCAGGCAAGUCGAUACUCAAGUUGAUAAAUAUCAACUACUUUCCUUCGGCAUAUUUCACAAUGCACGUCCAUCUCAAGUUUGUAUUAGUAUUGUUACUAUUCGUGUAAUCGAACGCGCUCGCCUUCGGUGCUAAUUUUUUUAACACCAUUUUCCAGAUUAUAGAGAUAAUUGAAUUUUUUCUUGAAAAUUUGAAAUUUGUGAAUUAUUAGAGACGGUAAGGAGCGGAAACAUCUCACUUUUAAAUUAUUUUUUUUACAGCUCUGUUAAGUUAUAAUCUUUUUUUUGGUUAAUUUAUCGAAAUAAGGUUAUUUGUUUAUCCACUUUAUCAAACGAUAUUACUUUUUUUUUACAAAAAUUAUUGAUUAUAGCAUAUAAAAAUGAUUGAACAGAAUUGAACCGAGUCUAAAUGAGUCUUAAUACGAUAAUCAAGAAUUAAAUCAAUGCCACUUCUUUUAUUCAUUCAUUCUUUCAUAUUUCACAUUUUAUUUGACGAUAUUUCACAAUUUGCCUGAAGAAUUUUUUAUGUAAAUUCUUCUCUUUAAAAAAGAAAUAAAAAAUUGAAAAAUAAAAAUAGCUCACAAUGUACGAGGAUACCGAAGAUGCAUCCGAUAUAGACGAAGAUUUUUUCAACGCAUUAGCGCUUCUACAUUCGACGGAAGACGACAGCACAGAAAAACUUCGUAAAAUGCUCGAUACAUUCAUUGAAAGAAGGUAUGGAUUUGACAAAACUUUGAUGGCGAGGAUGCCAAAGAAAUUUUUGCAAAAUACGAAAAUCUAUGGGAAAUCAAACGAAAGAUCGGAAACGUCCUCGCGGAAAAGGAACACCGCCUCGAAGAAAACCGGAAGUCAGUUGAUUUUUGGAAAUAACGAUAACACGAUGACAGAGAAUAAUUGGAAACCGAUGAAAAUAAUUGAUACGACGGAUGUUGAGGAUUGCAGCGAGAAGGGAGACAUCCCGAGGAUAUCCAUUCCUGAUGAAGGAUCUGGAGAUGGAUUAUUGUGCAAGAUCUGUAACGGGGCAAAGCUAGGACCAUUGAUAUUGUUGGAGUGUCAAGAAUGUCAAGAAGUCUAUCAUCCCCUGUGCCAUCAACCCCCUGUCGUCGAUAUCGACGUCUACGAUCCAAGAAUCGUGUGGAGGUGUAGAAAAUGCAUGGACACUUCUUCCGUAAACUCUGUCAUCGCCUUCGAUGAAAAGAAAGUGAAAAGGUCUCGUCUGACCAAUGACGAGGGCAAGCCCAAAGAGGUUUCCACAAAGAUGAACAAGUUGGUGAAAUUGAAUGGAAAUAUGAAGAAUGAAACUGGAAUCGUUGACCAAACCUCGUCUGAUGUUUUACAAAGAAACAUUGGUGAAAAUGCUAUAAUUGCGAAAAGUAGUUUUCAUUCGAAUCACAAGACGAGGACAUCAUCGUCGAGUCAAUUGAGAAAACGAAUCGGUUCGAAACUUUCAGUCACACGUCCUAUUAUAAAAUAAAUAUUAUUUAUUGUGUAUUAAUAACCAUUUAAAUUUAUAUAUAUAUAUAUAUAUAAUAAAUACGAAAAUUAAUUCAA